AUGUCUGCCGCAUUAGUUAAUCGUUCUUUGACUACAAUCAGAACAGAGUUGGAGUUUUUAAAAGAUUCGGAUGUGAUUACAGAAGGGUUAUACGAGAAAUUACUCCAGUCGUUACCUACAAAAUACCAAAAGGAUUCUGCACCUUGGGAUGUAGAUAGAAUCGCCGGAGGCUCUACAGGUCCAGGAAGAGUAGAAAACAAAUCAGCAACCGAUGUAUUAGCAGAUGACUUCUCAAAAACCAACAUUUCUGUCCCUCCUCCAGCAUACCCACCAGCACAGCCUCCACGUAGUGCUGCACCAAAACCAGUUGGCUAUUGUAUUGCCACUUAUGAUUAUAAGGCACAACAGGCUGGCGAUUUAGAUUUAUCAAAGGGCGAUAAGUUGGCAGUUGUCGAACAUUUAUCAGAAGAUUGGUGGAAAGGGUACAAGAGUGAUGCCAGCCCUGAAAAGACUGGGGUGUUUCCAUCCAAUUAUGUUAAGAUAAUUUCCCAAUUAGAAUUUGAAGCAGACGAAAGAAAAGCAGCCCCACCAGCACAAACACCAUCUUAUGAUCAAAAUGGAUAUUCUGCAUAUGGCCCACCAGCAACUUAUCAACCACAACAAUUACAACAACAACCAUCCUACGGAGGGUAUGCACAAUACCCACCACCAUCGACAAAUUACUACCCACCUCAACAGUACCAACAACCACAGCAACCACAACAAGUAGUGGAGCAACAGCCUGAACAGCAUCAUUCACUGGGAAGUGAACAUGUAAAGAAAUUUGGAAGCAAGUUAGGUAAUGCUGCCAUUUUCGGUGCUGGUGCGCUGAUAGGUAGUAACAUUGUCAAUUCUAUUUUUUAA
Messenger RNA from Candida dubliniensis CD36, 843 nucleotides. It is a transcript of the gene PIN3, whose product is annotated as Pin3p. The transcript has a single exon. The record is from RefSeq and is a predicted model, not a curated record. Gene Ontology annotation, biological process: protein transport to vacuole involved in ubiquitin-dependent protein catabolic process via the multivesicular body sorting pathway. Gene Ontology annotation, cellular component: ESCRT-0 complex. Lineage: Eukaryota; Fungi; Ascomycota; Pichiomycetes; Serinales; Debaryomycetaceae. Gene Ontology annotation, molecular function: protein binding. The coding region runs from base 1 to 843 and encodes 280 amino acids.